AGCACCAGCCAUCCACAUCAUAGUUACUCGCCGUCACAUGUUGAUGACGACUCCCCACUGUGGCUGUGCAACGUGCCCCUCUCCCACACGUCAUCUGUGGCUCGACUGCUGCGCCAAAAUAAAUACUCCUGAAUUGCUCUCCCCUGGGCAAUUAUUUCAUACCUCUCGAUUAUUUCAAUUGUACCCCUCUUGAUAUACCGAUCCUGAUAUAUCUUCCACCUAAAACCACAUUUCAUCAUCACCAUGUCUGAGCGCAGCACAGUCCAUGUCUCGGGCAUCGCGUCCAACACUUCCGAGAAGGAAGUCCAGGACUUCUUUAGCUUCUGUGGCAAGAUUACCUCCAUCUCCGUGACCCCCGUCUCUGGUGAGCCAGAUGCUCCCAAGUCCGCCACAGUGACUUUCGAGAAAGAAGCAGCUGCCAAGACUGCCUUGCUUCUGGAUCAGACCCAGCUGGGAGGUUCUGCAGUGCACGUCCAGGCUGCCCAGACUCUCGACGACAUCGCCGGUUCCCAGGCAGCCAGUGCAGGAGAGGCUAGGGAUGAGAACCACCAUGAAAUCGCGCAGGAAGACAAGCCCAAGUCCCGAAUUUUCGCCGAGUACCUUGCUCACGGCUAUGUACUGAGCGACAACGCAAUCCAGAAGGCUAUUGCCCUCGACCAGAAGCACGCCACGGACCGCGCCAGAGGAAUUGAUGAAAGCUACAAGCUGAGUGACAAGGCUGCCACUGGUUGGCAUGGUCUCCACUCAUACUUCGAAAAAGCUCUUGGCACACCCUCGGGUCAAAAGCUUCGCGAUUUCUACGCCCAGACCGAUAAGCAGGUGCGAGACAUCCACACUGAGGCCAGGCGCUUGGCGGACCUGAAGAGUGGUAAGACUACUCAUGAGGGUGAGGUGCCGGCUGCCGGCGGUGCAGAGGCCUCUGGUGCCGUCCCCGCAGCUGCGGCUCCUGCGGCUCCUGCUGCCCCAACUGCCCCCGCUGAACCUGCUCCUGCGGUGAGCCAGCCCGCUGGAACCGCGGCUCCUGCCGAACCUAAGGCAUAA
Messenger RNA from Aspergillus nomiae NRRL 13137, 1041 nucleotides. RefSeq names its product putative actin cytoskeleton protein (VIP1) (gene vip1). The transcript is spliced from 4 exons. Lineage: Eukaryota; Fungi; Ascomycota; Eurotiomycetes; Eurotiales; Aspergillaceae. Bases 244 to 1041 code for a protein of 265 amino acids. The record is from RefSeq and is a predicted model, not a curated record. Gene Ontology annotation, molecular function: RNA binding.